AUGGCUCAAAGUACUGGCCCGCUAUCAUUCACGGAACAGUUUGCCUUGAGAAACCUGGGCAACAAUAAGUUCGAAACCAUCAAUAACCCACAGCGAAUGGGCAACCCGUCGAACAUAGCAUAUGGUGGCUAUGCCCUCGAUACGGCCUGCAAAGCAGCCUGCCUCUCUGUGCCUGAAGGCUACCACCUGUACUCCAUGCUGGGUAACUACUUGGGACCAGCAUACACAGACCGACCAUUACGUGUCAGUGUGCGCGAGAUCCGACAAACACGAACCUUUGCCACGCGGCAAGUAGAGAUAAGCCAGGAGCGCGACGACGGAAAGAAGCGCACAUGUCUCAUGGGCCUCGCAGACUUCCAAGUGCAAGAACAAGCAGCGUUAUUGAAAUACUCGCGCGCGCCGAACGAGUCGUACCCGCAUUGGAAAGACUGUCCAACGCAGCACGACGCCGAACAAAAACUGCUUGAUGAAGGCAAAAUCUCACAGGUCCUUCUUGAUGCUCAUACCGCAAACUUCAGCCUUAUGCCUGCUAUCUUCGACCAGCGCUCUAUCCCUUCCAGCAUCUUCGCACAAAACCUCUACGGGAUGGCCAAAUAUUUGCCUCACUCUCAGGACUCACUUCCCCUUGCCAAACGCACAACAGCAGACUGGUUCCGCUGCCACCAGCCCCUCCCCACCACUGCGGACCACACGACCAACCUCGCAUUCCUGAUCGACGGCGCUAUAGCCUUUACGCCGCUGAGUUUCAGCCACUUGUUUUUCGAGGAUGUGGCUGCGGUGAGUAGUCUGGACUUCGCGCUGAGGUUUUUCAUUAAUGAUGUAGAUGUGACUCAAUGGCAUUUGAGGGAAAUGAGUACUACUGUAGGGGCUGAGGGGCGCUCGUUUGGGGAGAGUUGGGUUUGGGAUGAGCGGGGGAGGGCCGUGGCGUACAUGAGCCAGCAGAGCAUACUUAGGCCGAAAGUGGAGAGGAAGGAGAGGGCAGAAAAGCUCUGA
Molecule: messenger RNA, 993 nt
Organism: Cucurbitaria berberidis CBS 394.84
Lineage: Eukaryota; Fungi; Ascomycota; Dothideomycetes; Pleosporales; Cucurbitariaceae
Product: Thioesterase/thiol ester dehydrase-isomerase
Exons: 1
Coding region: 1-993 (330 amino acids)
Biological process (GO): fatty acid catabolic process; acyl-CoA metabolic process
Cellular component (GO): peroxisomal matrix
Molecular function (GO): fatty acyl-CoA hydrolase activity
Source: RefSeq, a predicted model, not a curated record